This is a messenger RNA of Xyrichtys novacula (pearly razorfish), 42290 nucleotides long. NCBI's taxonomy places the organism in Eukaryota, Metazoa, Chordata, Actinopteri, Labriformes, Labridae. The record is from the annotation of a GenBank genome assembly.
AUGGUUAGUCCCUUUUUCUGAUGUUACAGACAGCUGUGUGCCUAAAAUGUGAUAACUUACUGCUAAAAAAGGCCUCUACAUACUUUUAAACCUACUUUAACUCUUCAUUUGUGUAGGUUUUACUCGUGAAUUUGUGUUGUAAACAAACAUAAACAUGACUUUGAGUUCUGUUUUCUACUUGAGACCUCCACAUCUGCUCCACAACCUCCAACAGCAUCAUUACUGUGUAGACUUGUCUUAAAUCAGAUUCUCACAAAGACAUGCACUUGUUAAGUCAGCACUUGCAAAUCAGUCAAAAACCCCAGCGGCAACAAAUCACUCUGACAUGAUUUAAGUUGUGUGACUUAGCUGAGUUUUGUGGUGGGAAGGGAAUCACAAGAGAAAAAGAGCCCUCUGUUGCAUCUCUAGGGAUUUUGUUUACCAUCCCCACCCACUCUGGUGUGAUCAGUGACAUGCGGAGGCAGAGAAACUGAGAAGAGAGACAGCCAGGCAGACACAUGAGCGGGGAAAUUAAUCCAAGAUAGAUAGAAAUUAAAGGGAGGUCAUAUUCUUGCUCCUGUAUGUUUGGUAUGGGUGGAGCGUUUUGGCAGAGAGAGGAAGAGAGAAAAAAAACAGAGAGAGGGAGAUGGAGUAGGAAAGAGCGGAAUAAAGGAGGAGGGUAGGGUUUCUUUUUUAUUUUAGGAGACUUGGACGGCGGCAGCAGCGGUUUCGGUGAUGCCGCAUUUUCCACAUUGGGCCUUAGAGAAAAGAAGAGACUGAAAAAAGCGAAAGAGAGGGGGAACAAGGGAUGGCACGGACUUCAGGGGGGGAAGAACAUGUGCAGUACAGUUUUGUCCUCCUCAGUAACAAGUUGGGUGGAAAAUAGCAACAGAUGUCAAGUUGCGUACGCAAAGCAACGUCAAAUUUGUGCAGAAUGAGUUUGUAAAUGCUCAAAACAGAGGUGUUAUCAAGCAAACAACAAGUGUACGAAUGAAAACGUACAUGCAUCCGGGUACAAACACUGUUGCUAACACAUGCACAUAGGUGUUAAAAUGUAUCAACAAACAGUCAUGGACAUUGAGUUAUACUGCGCUUAACAGUGCUCCAUAAAAUGCCAAGCAUAUGUAGUAGAUGGUAUUUCCAUUCUCCUCAGUCUGGUGGAACAUUUAGUGUGUACCAGCCUCGAGUCUGGCCGGGAAACAGCAACUGAAACUGGUGGAAGUUACCGCUAAUGAUUCCCUGUGUUUGUUUUGACCCACAUGGCAGACCAGGCGGGUGGAGAUAACAGCACUGUAACAAUCCAGACCGCCUAUGUGAUGCUGUCAGUCACAGGAAUCUUUCACUGUGUUUUCCUGUGAUUGUCUCCGACGUGUGCGGUGCACAAAGACACAAAAGCGCAGCUUUCUAAUGCAAAGUUUAUCAUCGGUUAUUGGGCGCCAAAGCAAUUCAUGUUGAUACUUUUGAAUCAGUCAUCACGGUCCGGGGCAUGUCUGCCUGUCUAACUGGAUUGAAUGAUAAGUUACAGUACUGAAAGGAACCGUGCGUUAAUUCCGUAGCUCCCUGGCAUUCGUGCACACUCCUUUUGUCGCCUCUCCUUUGUCGUGCUCAUUCUGUCCCUUUGCUUUUCAGGCGCAUGCAAAAAAACACCUGCCUCCUCCUGGUAUCUAGAAUAGGAGGGGAGUUUAUGGCAGUAGGACUUUUCACAGGUUAACCUCUUUUCGUUUUUAAGUACCGUAUUCUUCAGACUAUAAGGCGCACUUAAAAUCCUUAGAUUUCCUCAAAAUUUGGCGGUGCGCCUUAUGUUUGAUUACUUGUUGUGCUUACUGACCAAUUUUAUGUGGUACAAUGACAUACACGACAUACAUGUACUACUUUUGUAAGGAACAAAGCCGCUCUGCUCAAUGGAUAUUCGGAGCAUUAUGGGAAACUGUGUCACAACCUGAUUAGCCCUGUAACAGAACCCCUGAGCAGUCUACAACACUGCCUGACGGUACGCGCUAGCAACAAUGAACCAAUCAAUGCUUAAUGCGCCUUACAAUCCGGUGCGCCUAAUGUGUGAACAUAGACAUGUUGAUUCACAGUGCGCCGUAUAAUCCAGUGCGCCUUAUCAAUACGGUAGGUUUUCAUGUUGACCAUCAAAUGUCUUCCUCUGUUUCAUGGAGACUCUGGCGCAGAUUUUUACAUUUUGGUCUCUUCUAAAUAAUCUGGUUCUCCUUUUUCAUUUUGCUGAAAGUAAGAAUGUUCCCAAAGUAGUGGAUGUACAUUCACUUCAUUCUUGGGGUCACCCUUACUCCUCAUUGCCGCUGCAAGUUGAAGCGACCCAAGUGCAACACAGCAGAUGGUGAAGUAAUCUGUUAGCCUCAGUGAAAAUCGCGGCUGAAAUUGAGCGUUGAGUAAUCGCCCAACCCUGGCCGUUGAUAGCCGCUUGGAAAUUUCACACUCACGCAGAUAAAUGUGACAUCACUUCAUCAAAUGUUCUUUUCCUAUAUUAUACCAUAAGGAUAUCAGAAAACCGUAAUGUGAAAUCUGGUCUGCUGUUAAACUCGCCUUCUCACGCUAUUCAGCGGCAGACUGCAGCACUUAAGUGGUCUAAAACAAUCAGUAAAAGCUCCAGCCGAGCUGUCUGACCUACUGUAGGUCAGGUUGGGAUUGGAUAAGAUUUAGGAGAGGAAAUCAGUCUCAGGCUUCUCCUCUUUCUUCUCCUCCAUCCUCCCUUCUCUUUGUCUGUGUCUGUCUCUUUUUCCUGCCUCCUCCCUUCACCACCUUGUCGUCUUUCUGUUCCCUCUCACCCUGUCUGCAUCCUUUUCAUAUUUUCCCUUAAUCAUGUCAUCUACUGUCACCCCCACCCUCCUCCAGCUCUCUCCUGUUGCUGUCUUCCUCUCUCUCUCUCUCCGUCCUCUUCGUGUACUGUAGGGGUCUACAUCUGGUUUCUAUCAUGGUUGCUGCUGCUCUUGUUUCCCAUCGAUCUCUCCCACCGGUCAGCCUCCUCCUCUUUUCUUUCCUUUUCCCCUCUUUUUGUUCAAACUUUGAGUCUCCGUUGGGCCGUCUGCUUCUCUCAAUGUUUCCAUGUCACAUUUAAAAUCUUUAAUAUUGGAGUCUCGCACACUCCGACAGUCCAAGUGCUUCACAUCUGCCAAAACCACUUGAACUCUAACUUUAUCUUUGUUUCUUAAGUAAAUAACUACUUUUCCUCUUUUUCUCCAUUUUUGCGUUCAUGCCAAGCAUCUGUUCGAGGGACAACAGCCACCUCUUCCGUUUCAGUCUGUGUACAGCAGAGAAAGACAGGAAAUCUGACGCAAGAAUGGUGACAUACCCCGAUUCCCAAUUGAGUCUCCAUAUUUGACACAAACAGGAGGAUGCAAACUCAUGCUCUGGACGUCCCCACCAACAAUCCACGUGCUGCAUGAACACAUUUUCCGGUGGCUUCAUAACCACAGGCUGUAAAUAACAGUGGACCCAAUGAGUAAGAAGUUAACCGCAAGUUUGUAGCUGGUAGUUCUGGAGACGAGAAAUAUGCUCUUGCUGCCCAUAGUAGCCACGAGUGUCAACACGUGAAAGGCUAGGCUACCGGACGGGCGAAAGAUGCUAUGGUUCAAACUCCUAACCCAAUUGGAAGACUUUUUAAGCCGGGCCAUGAUGCACUUAAUUGUGCUAUAUUCCAAGCUGCACCAUCAUGCAACAAAAAAGGCAUAUUCUGUGUCCUUUAAAGUCAAUCAUUUGGCAAAAACAACAAGCGAUUAUGCUAGCCCAAAAAAGGUCAUCUUGACUGUUUAUCGAAGUUAAACAUUUCUAACCAGACCAGUAUGUCAUUUUAACAUUGACAGCAGCCGUGCUACAAACAGAAUUUAUUUUUUUGACAAAAAUGCUGCAGUUCCUUGAGUGUCCACUAGAGGCUGGCUUGAAUAGACCAAGAAUUCCCAUUAGUUCUCAUGUUAAAUUGCAAAUUGUUAGCAAAAUAUAAAUAUUUACAUUGACAAAGUCCAAAAUACAAAUGUGGUACAAAUACCACCAUGGACCACAAACUUUUCACCAGGAGGCUAAAGGCCUUUCUCAACUUCGCCUCUUAACCUCUUGCUAGGUCAACCAAAAGCUUAUACAGUCUAGAAUAAAAGCAUAGAUAGGAUAUCAGCUCCCUUUAAAUGUAAAAGCUCUCCUCUUGUUUUGUUUAAUCGUGCAUUUUCCUGGAGGACUUGUGAGAAGUAAGCGUUAACCUGUCUCCGGUUGAAGAGUAACUGAAUAGUGUGUUAAAGCAGAGGCACCAGGUUAAACAUAAGAGUCUCCUUCUGUCUUGGAGUCUGAAAGGAAAUCUAAUUUACAAAUUCUAUAAAGGCGUCUUUGUUUCAUGUCAGUGUUUAGGUCUGUGAUCAAACAGGACAAGGGCUGAUUGCAUUAGCUGCGCUGCUAACUUUAGGUUAGGAAGGAGUAAAAUAUCUGUGAAUAGUCCUGACCUUUUACCUUGAAACAAACCUGACAAAGUUUGGCGCUAAAGGAGUUACCCCGGUUUUACUUAAAAAUGAUGAAUCUUGCAGGUUUUUCUUGUCGUUUUCAUGUAGUUUGAAAAGCAACACCACUUUUAGCUAAUGUGCAUUUAUCCGGGUCUGAAAACACAAAAACAGCUCUGAGGGGAAAUUUCGUGAUCACACUUUUUAGCAAAAUUUUGUCGCUUACAGUUAGCUAGCUUCUCUAAAAAAUUAGCUAGCUAAAAAAACACUCCCAAUUGGCUAAAACUGUUUAAACCACAAGUGUUAAGUAGCUAAACCGCGCAGUAUUCAGCCCUUUGUGUGUUUUUUGUCAUACCACAUUUGAAGUGUUGUUGUUCUGGUAUUCACAGCCGGUCUGAUGACACAUAAAGAGCCGAGUCUUUAAGAAAACCCACAUGAACAGACACUAGAGGCUUUGCUUUGUUAUGUUUAACUUUUCAGGUAAUUUAGGGCUGUGCUGUAAUAAGUCUUGCGGGACACUUUAAAGGUACUUGAGAACGAGAGGAAGUUCCUACUGGCUCGCCUCCCAAUCCUCUGGACCCCCUGCUGUGCUUUUACUGCCCUCAAUAUGUUCUGUCAGUGAGCCAGGAGCUUGUUUUACAGCCGACAUACCUAUUACAACAUGCUCUCUCUACCAGACGGGUGUUUACUGUUGAAUGCUCACUUUUACACUUCCUACUGUGAACGUGAUGUAAAGACGUCCUCACGGCACAAAGUUUCAUUUCACUAUUUUUAAAGUUUGAAGCGUUCACCAAAGAGUUUUUAUGAUCCUUUUACAGUUUUCCAUUCAGACAAACCCAAAUUACAAAAAUACACAAAAUCAAGUCUGCUAAUCUGCUGUUGGUUUCAGAGUUCAGGGUAUCUAUAGCAACUGUUUUAAUAGAAAACAUAACCGUAAAUUUAAGGGCUGCACACAGAGUAUACUUUAAUCAAACUAAUGGCUCCUAAAAGUGGUUUAUGACAUGGAAAACUUCUCUGCAUGCCAAACUUGACAAAGUUUUAGCGCGUCUUAAGGUAAAUGGGAAUGAUUUGCAACUUUCUUCUGCAAAAAAAAACAAAACACUGAAUAUCCAGUUUCCACCAAAGCCUCUCUCUCUCUCUCUCUUGGUGAUUUUGUGGUUUUGUUCAUCGAGGAGCCAACAGACUCACAUGACCCUAAAGCUGUAUUACAGAACAUUUAUAUAAGAUUUGUCUUUUUCCCCCCUCUCUACAAACUGCCUUGAAGCUUCACUCCGAACUCCUCUGUUACCAUGGAAAAAAAUAAAGCUGCCUGAGUUUGUGCCCGGCAGUGCCACUCUCCUGCUGUUGGUUGGUGCCGCAAGAGCUGAAGUCACAGUCGAAGCGUUUUCUCUGCAGCCCAGUGGAAACAGAAACAAACAUCCCCUUCGAGUUACCUUGAGCAACCUCGGCAGAGCAGGUUUCCAAGCACAGUUGGACUUGGAGUCUUGACCGAUGCUACACUCUGCUAGCACUAUGUUUGCAAACGCUGUACGCUAUUUAAAGGCGUGGUUGACGACUGGAGAAGCAGUUGAACAAAGCAGAGCCGUUGAGGCAGAUUUGAAAAAAGCGUCCCACUCCUCCAGAAGCUGUAUCGCCCUCCCCACGACACACCCCCUCUGGCAGAGCAAGAAGCCGGCCGUCAGAAGAUCCUAUGCUAACUUCAAAUCGGAUUCACGAUGUCGGAUUGCGAGUGACUAGCGGCAGUAAACGCCAGCUCUGCUAGCAAGCACUGUCUGCAGCUGCCCGGACAGCUACUGUGUUGACAUUGCAGAGACUAAUAAGAGUUAUUUAUGUAACAUGUGCCACAAUAAAAGGUGAUAAAAAUGACCUGUUCAACAAAAACAGGCGUCUGUUUUCAGGUCCAAAUCCUGGCCAAGCUUUCUCCACCACUCAAAGGAUGACCUGAUGUUUAUUCGAGUUACAGUCGUUGCUUGGUCACAUUUCCUCUUUGACUCCGCCUUUUCUUUUGGGGCGAGCAGAAGUGUUUUUUUUGCGUCCUUCUCCAUCACAGCUCCUGUAGCUAAGCCGCUACGCUACUUUUAGCCACUCAGAGUUCCGAGGAGGGCCGGGGGAGUGGGAGGGGAUGAGUCGGAACUACAGGAAAAGGGUGUGUCGAAUACAGCGAGGUGGUUGGAUGGAGAGGCUGAGCAGGAGAUCGACCAAUAGGAGCUGUCCGGGACGGAUGGCUCCCAUUGGUCAAUGUUUUUGCAGCCCUGCACCUGCUAGGGUGAACAGAUUUUUUCCGUUCUUUUUUCUCUUCACUUUGUGGCGAUCGCACUAUAGGACGACGAUCACCAUAGAAACGAGGUUCACAACAAUUACCAAUAUCUCCAAUCGUCAACCAUGCCUUUAAGCUAAUGCCAGUUCUUCUUUCGCCAUGCUAGUGAUAAUGCGAGCUGCUAGUAGCAUCCAUCACAUUAACGGCUGUUUAGGUUGCUGUUUUAACAAUUGCUGUAAAUGUUAGCAUUAAAUUGGCGCGUUAGCUAACAUUCAAUGCGUUUGAAGCUGUAUUUGACAGUUUUCUGUGCAGGUUUUAAUCUAAAAACAAAACAGUUUUAUGGCCUUUUUCCUGUUUUUCUGUUUUUCUAUCACACUGUAUGACGACUUGACCUUUUCCGCGGCUAAAUUUCCAUCCCCCCUCCUCGUCUCUUUCAGACUUUGGUCAAAAAAACCUUUCCAAAUGAGACUUGACAUUUGUUUUAACCUCAGUUUGAGCAGCACAUUUGUUGAAUUAUUUAAGCACAAGCAGAAGUUGCAUAAGCUGUAAAAAAAACAGUUUGUUUCAAAGACAUUUGUGGUUGUUCGACUCAUUCUGUCCUCCUCUGCGGUUCACCAAACCCCCCCUCUGCUGCACAAAAACAAAACGAAUUCCCAAAUACUGUUGAACCUGGGUCUUCUUCUUCCAUAACCCCCCGACUAACACCGCUGACAACUCAUUCCCUCCUGGCCCCUCUCUCUCCCUGCAGCCGCUCUGUUGUUUUUCCGUACACCAUGUUCUCCUUUCCUGGGUUUUCUAUCCCUCGGCUGUUGUAGUAAUGGAGCACACAAUAUGCCGUCUGUUGAAGUGAAUCCUGGCGUAAUUGUUGUCAGAUGACACUCAAGAGGUGAAACAAAGAACGUCGGGUGAAAAGAAAUCAGAGAGUCAAAAGCUGCGAAAGGGGGUGAAAGUUUGGGAAAGAGGGAGAAAAAAGCAGCUGGGAAGUUUGCGGGGAAGUUGGAAAAAAAGUCGCGGGUUGCCAUGCCAACGCUCUAUGUAGAAAAAUAAACAGUUAAUGUGUUGCAUGCACUGCUCUGUCACCCUCCGCCUUCGCGGGACGGCCCUCUCCUAUGAUGUGCGUGCAUGAAUGGCGUGAGUGUGUUUUUUUCGGGGAGUUAACAUGUUGACGUGGUUCGACUCUUUUGUUCUGAGGGGUCGUUACGUUUACGGCCCCUCGGAGGGAAACGUUUGACACUCCCCAGACCGUGCAACAGGAAGUUUAAGAGUAGAAUAUGCGCGUGUAUGUGUCCGUCAGCAAAAUCUAGAGACAACACAAACACAGACAGUAGAGCUGACGCAGUGUCCGGUUAAGAAUUAACCCUUUCUCUGUGUGUUUGUCUCUUUCUCAGGGUUCGGAGGCAAUGGAGGAUUGCGUGCAGGGGGCGCUCUCGUCGCUCUAUCCCCCUUUCGAGAGCACAGCGCCGCCUCUCCUCUCCCAGGUAGCACCCACACACCUUUUUCUAUCUCCAAACAGGCAACGUAAACAAUGCAGAUUUAAUUAAAUGAUAAGGGUAAACGGCGAUGCAGUGUGCAGAUAAUGUGGAUUUCCCCCUCCUGAUAUAAACGGCUGCAGGAGCCAACACAAACAAAUCCAGCCAGAUGGUCGUUACGGCCAAACCCUCUUCCUCUAACAAGAGGCUUUUUUAUGACCUGCUUUACCCAAAUUUCAACACAACUUCUGCUUUUGCGUCAUAACAUUUAUUUUAAGGGCAGAGCUGUUUCAUAUUUAAAGAACAAAAGUCACAAGAUUCCCAUAAAAGGGCCACGAAAUUAGCUGCAAAUUUGGACUAUCUUCUUAACAACACAUGGGAAUUUGGUGGUCUCACAAACAAUCGUGCAGCCUUUAUGAUUUCCUUGUUUUAUUUCUGAUUACAUGCUGUCUGAGCCGAGGGUACUGUUCCACCCUGUCCUGAAAUCCAUUAGAUACACUCGAAACGGCGUGGCGGCCGAGCUGAAAUCGAUCACAGCGGAUGAGAAACUAAGAUUCAAAGUCGGAGAGUUUCCCACAGGCGGUUGACUUGAAUCUGUUCAUUAUUCGCCUCUUUUUUCUCACAGGUCUUCUCAGUCCUGGAGUCCACCUAUCAACACGACAGUCUUCGAUACCUCCUGGAUUACUUUGUCCCCGCCAAGCACCUCCUGCACAAACUCCAGCAGCACGCCUGUGUGAGUCCCCGAAUGCAAACGAUGUGGAAGGAAACACACACACACACACACACACACACACACACACACACACACAAGAUGUUUAAUUCAAAGCAGAAUCGAUCAGACGUUGAGAAAAUAUACAGUGUUGGAGGACUGUCAGCUGUUACAUUUGCCAAGUCUAAAACACGGGAAAACGCCAAGUUUAAAGGAAUCAAUCAAACUUUAUUUAUAUCGCACUUUUCAUACAAGUCAAACACGGUUAAAAGUGCUUUAAAUGAUGUCUGAACAGCAAAAAAAAAGACAUAAAAUGGGACAUUUUCAUUGAAAGAAACAGGAUUAGUAGAGAUGCAUGAAUGGUAGUAAAGUAAAUUUAAUUAAAACAGUAAAAGAAGAGAUAAAAACAUAAAAAAGAAUGAAAUGCAUUUAGUUUAGAUUUUAAAAAAGUGUAAUUAAAGCUCCUGUGAGGAACUUAACAUCCUUUACUCAGAUUGUCUUAUCACAAAAAUGUCAUCUUGCCAACCACUGAUGAAUAAAUAUAUCAUUACGAUGAAUGUUUGAUGUGGAAAAUGUAAAAGCAGAGCUGUUUCUUAGCUUACGAGCUAAAGUUACUUAGCACAGAUGAAAGUUAAAACAAAGACGUUUAGCAAACUGUUAAAGCGCACAAACUAUCAUCAUAUGAGAAAUCCGACGCUAUGACUCUCCACAAGUCGUCCUUCAGGUCGUUAUCUUUGUAACAUUUGUGUUUUUUAUCAAAAAUCCCUCUGUUCUCUGACACGUAAACAAUCAGCCGGUCGGCCAUGUUGGAUAUACCAGUGAAUCUGACGUCGCAACAACACGAAAUCUGAUUGGUCAGAAGUGGACAGACAGUAUGCAAAACUUUAGAAAAAUCGACUGUGAUACGAAAACAUGAAUGCCGAAAUAUCGCAGGACGGGAAAACGUCGCUGAUGUGAACGCUUGUAUUGACAGGAUAAUGGUUCGAAAAAAAAUAUUGACGUCCAAAAUAAUCGUACGAAAAAAAACUCUCCCGGUGUGUAAGGACCUUAAGACACCCAGAUAAUGCGAUUGGAAUUCAAUUUUCUCUACCAUGUAACCAGCGUAGUCGGAGUAUGAUCGGACAAUGCGUAUGCGCUUGCACCACACCCCUGUAACCUCAGAACAAAAACACCAGAGAAGAGGAGUAGCGUGCAUCUCAACUAAAGAAAAAGUACGACAAAAUCAACGCUGUACGAUGGCUCCAUCUUCUUGCUCGAAAAUGCGGAGCAGCAGUUGUAGCUACCUCUGACGUCUGGCACGGACCUGCUGCUGUUGUUGGGUCAACGGAAAACAGCGCAGCUGAAAAGACCCAUAUCGCCCCCUAGUUUUGGGGAGGAGGACACGUCUACGUCAAUAACCCGAUUUUCUCAGCUGCAUGUAAAAGCGGACAAGGAGAGAAGUUCGAAAAAAAAAACGAAUCAUGAGCUUAGUCCGAUUAAGCUGUACAUGUGAACGCACUGACUGGUUUUAUGAAGAAACAGUCAGUCCUGUUGCAGAUGGUUUUGUUUGCUUUUAUAUCUCAUUAAAAGGUGUCAGUGUGAGAAAAAAAAAAAACUCCUCACAGGAGCUUUAAUCAGAUCUAAAGACCUGCAGGAGUCAAAGUCAAUCCCCGCCCUUCACUCUUGUGCCUUUAAAUCUCCUUGACAAGUUCUCAGUCUGGUUUCACAGCUCCAGAUAACAGGGAGGAACCGGUGCGAAGGGAAGUUCAAGGCAUUUAUAAUUUGGCACAUGUGUGACCCGACUGCGCUGCGGAGGGUCGGGUCUGCUCUAAAGCUGUAACACGGCCGUUGAAUUGAGCGAAAGUGGCUGGUGAAAUUUGAGAUUUACCAGCCGCUGUGACCCGCAGACAAAAGAGGUGGUUUCCUGUCUUGGAAGCUGCGCUGAAUGGACGGAGAUGAAUGAAACGCAGUGAAGUGAAGCGUAAAUAAAAAGAGCUCUGGUUGCAAUUUUUGCAUGAAAACAGUACGAAAUAAGAUACGUUAUGCAAACUGUGCAAUUUCGACGUCGUGUCCUCGCAUCGCUCUCGUGCAUUUCUUGAUUUAUGUUUAUAUCCAACCGCAUUCCUUUAGUUCAGCUUUCCAACACAAAGACGGGUAAACAACACACACAGUGUUUAGGAGAAGCUUGGAGGUGCAGAGCUGUCUCAUAUUUCCCCUUUAAGGUUUUCCUCGUCUCACACACACACACACAUAGGAAUUGGCAUUGUGAGCAAACUAUGUUUUCAUUGUCGCUGAGUAGAGCUGCCUGGGACGGGAGUUAGACUGUGAGUCAUAGCAAUAAUUCCUUCCAUAUGUGAGUGUGAGAGAAAGACAGAGAGAGAGAGAGAGAGAGAGAGAGAGAGAGAGAGAGAGAGAGAGAGAGAGGAGCAGACAGCAGGCAGUGGGAGAAUCCAUUCACAUGUGUGCGUGAUCGUGUGUACUCAGAGAGGGGAAGAUGCAGGCCUGUGUGGAUUAUAGUGGACUGAUUGAGGGAUUUUUGUGAAAUGGUAGGUGUGGUGGAUGGAGCAAACAGUGGGGGGCAUUGAGGGAGAGGGAGAGGGAGAGGAGGAGGAGGGAGGAGGGUUAGAGAGUGUGGGCUGACUCAGAAGAGUGAGGAAAGGUUACUCAUGGUUUAAACAGCUACAGCUCCAACUUUAAGAUUCAAUGUCUGAAACAGGUUUCAAAAGAAAGUCAGGAAAGGACAAGUUUGACAUUUUGUUGCAGUUUUAAAAAUGGCGCCUCCCUUUUUGUAUUUCUUGUUUUUUUGUGAUGCAUCCAUCAAAAGGACCCAGACUCUUCUACUACAGAGUCACACUGUUGUAAUACAUGCAUAAACUGUUGCCCCAAAACUUUUAAGUGUCAUUCAGCAUGAAUGGCGUCUUCUGAGAUACGUGAGCAACCCAUGCCGUAGACACUUGCACAUCAUAGAUGCUAGUUUUUGAACUGUACACUUAAAACAAAUCAGGUGGUUCCUCUGCAUGUAAAACCACAAAACAUGGUCUCCAAAAGGAAUGUCCAAAUUUGAGAAAUCGCCAGUUUUUGGAGGCAACGUUAAGACGAUAUAGUGAGUACAUUUACAUGCAGUUACAUCUUGAAUAGGCGAUUUAAGUGGACAAGAAUCGAAUUAUAGUCAGAAGUUCACCCAGUUACCACAGGGUUGUCUCCAGGUUGACCUAUUACGUCCAAAAAAACUUGUAAAUACGCAUUAGUAAGAAGUUAGCGUGAUGUAUGUUGAACGAUGAAAACACUGCAACAUCUUCAAUUCUGUACCUUUUGUUCAUGGAGUAGGAAAGUUUCGAUUUUAUAUCCUUUCUUCACUUGUUGAAAGUUCUCAUAUUCGAGAUUUCAGUCACACUGAUUUGUUUGCAUUAAUUUCAGCAGCAACUUCAAGUUUGACGUAUGCAAUAAGUAGAUUUUUUGAAUGUAUGGAGUGACUAAAAUAGAGUUUCCUUAGUUUGCAAACAAACAAAAUCUUUUUUUUUUUUCAACAUUUUUCUCCUUUUUGGAUUUAAUACCCUGACAAAAAAUCUACUUUUUCUUCCUCCAAAACUUUGCGAAGAAAAGAGAGGCUUAAAGAGAAGGUAGAGAGAGAGAGGUGGAGUAGGGUUGUUGUUAGAGAGAGAGUGAGUAAGGAAUAUAAUUUGAUCACGACUCGUGAGUCUGGAGGGCACGAAGGGGAGCAAGAGCAGCCCUGUGUGGGUCGAUUAGAUGUGACUGGGAGCAGCAGAGAUUGGUUCUUCUACCUUUAGACUGCGAGAGAGAGAGGAUAUACUGUAGAUCUGACACAGCAUUGAUUAAGGUGGGGACGGCGGAUGGACUAAGGUGCUGUUUCAUUCUUUUCACCUAAAUUCACAGAACUCUUUGGUCUUUUGUGAGACUUUCUAAAUUUAGACUCGUGUUUCUCACUGUUGCCUGAUUAAGACCGGUUUCCUCACUCUGGAGACGUUUCUUGAUGUGUUUUCUGCUUUUGAAACAGUGCGCUGUUGUAACAGUGGCUGGCUGUUGUGUUGUUGUGUUGGUCAUCCGUCCUCCUGACUCACCCCGACUCUCCAGACUCUUCUGCCAGCGUCAUGCCAGCUAAGCACUUUCACACUGCCUGAGUCACAUGUCUGCUGUUUGUAUCUGGUGCUGGCGUUUGGCCAGUUGAUCUAGCGAAUUCUGUCGACUGGUGCGGUAUCAGUUCUAGAAAUUCGACUCACUGAAUCACUAAGCCGGGCGCUGACAUGCUGGCAGGCUCCAAUUGGCUCAUGUGGGCUGUGAUUUGUGAAUGUGAGCGGAAGAUUGUGUAUGAGCAUAAAAUUGGAUCAUGUCUGGUGAAAGAGGACUCAAAAAGCAAGAGUGCAAAGAAAAGACUCUAUUUACACUGAUUAUCCUCCCCUUUCCUUUUGCUCUUGUCAUCACAGUCGCAGUACCUCGGCUGCUUGUUCCUUCACUCCGGCUGGCCUCUGUGUCUCGGUGAGAAGGUGGUCGUCCAGCUCUCUACCUUGGACUGGAGGCUUCUGCGCUGUAAUGACUUCUACCUGCAGGUGGUGCCCUUCUCUACUCGCUGCCCACGGCUUGCCCUGAAAUGUCUGGCACCCGGGGGGCGCACUGUUCAGGAAAUCUUGGUACCUGAGUCUCAGCACCCCCUCGUGUUCACGACUGAGUGGCUGCACAGCAUCAACAAAGAACGAGGCCACAAGAGAGAAGGUAAGAAGGAAGGGUGUCCCGUAUUUUUGUUGGUAUUAGAUGGUGACAAAUCUCUAAUCCUGCUACAUAGCCUUUAAUGUCCCCCAUCCAAACAGGAAGGUGGAUGGUAGGGAGGAACCAGUACAUCACCACGGUUGUCCAAUGAGCAACCCCGUCACCAAGUUAGGCCAGCAACAACUCAGGGAAACACAACGGUUAUUUCUGGUGUCCCUGGAGUACUUUUUCCCACAUGCACCAUAAAAGACCGGAAAAUAGAAAAAUCAGGGAGUGGAGUAUGUAGAGGUUUGCCAAGAAGAAGGCAGAUCUAGGGUUGGUAGCCUGUUUUGGUAAGGACUAGGUUGGACACUGUGUCUUCCAGAGAGAGAAGAGGAGCGAAAGAUCAGAGCAGGUUGAGCUAAGGCUAGACGUUUCUUUCCCUGUUGGUAAAAUCGUUCUUUUAUGUCUUUGUGUAGUUGGAGGAGGACUCGACACCUGCCUGGUCAGUACCUGUGAUGGUGUUGUGCGGCUCCCCUGGAAGGAGGUCGUCUACCCAAAAUUCAUCCACGACCCUUCUGAGGAGCUGAUGUCCAACCACGAAAACCGCCUACCCAGUGAGGGGGGUAGCAGCCUAGGAGGCUGGGGUGGCUCAUCCUCUGGGGAACCUGAUUCCUGGUCCUGGGAUGAGGAGGAAGACGAUGGUUUACCGCCGGAUGGCUUGGCUCAUGAGCCUAGACGAAGGAGAAGUGAGGAUGGGCUUGGGCGAACAGCGAGGCUUCCACAGCUGGAUGGGGACUACGUAGAGCUGUUGGAGCCAAGAGUGGGCCCUGAUGGAGGGGUCGAUACAAGACAAAGGUACCUGGAGAUGCAUGGGAUUUGCAAGACCAAGACUUUGCCUCUGGUCAGGAGAGGUAAAGCCAUCAAACUCAGGAAGGGGAAGGCUUGGGGAUAUGGACGACUGGAAGGAUCAGGAAGUUUUAGAUCCAUCCUUGGUUCCAAAAGAGAAGUAGCACCCCCUAAAGGUGACACUGCCCCACCACGGCCUCCAUCAGGAGUCGCUGAAUCCAGAGGAGGGAGGCAGUCUUACUCCUCUUCUGUUCACGACUCUGAUGAAGGGGAUAAAACAAGCAGAGACUCUGUAGGCCUGGGAAGCCAACGGCUUUACUUUGAUGGUCCGUGUAAGGAAAGAAGACCUGGUGUUGGCAAAGAAAGAGAUAGUCUUACGAAAGAUUCCGAAAGUGGGGAUGGUCCUGAGAUAAACGACACGGCUAACCACAAAACCGGACAGGUCAUUGAAGGCCAAUCGGAUCACGGAUCUCAUUCAGACUCUGUUUUUGAGGAUACUGAUAAACCACUGAGUGGGGACAGUGAUGCCACCACCCCAACAUCAGAUGCACCUGAAAGACCCUUCACUGGAGUUCUUGAAAGUACCAAAGGUGGAUCUAAAAUGAAGAGCACAUCAAACACAAAGGUUACCGAGGGAAAGGAUGUUGGAAAGACGGAGGACAGAGUCUGUCCCAGAGGAAAGGAAGUGAAAACAGCAGGAUUCAGAGCACCAAGGUAGGAGUCUGUUUCCUAUGGGAGGUCACACCCUGUCCUUCUGUUUGUUUAUAUCUUCACACUUCCAUAUGAAGGUUCAGAUCGGUAACACUUGGGCGCGAACUCUCCACUCGAGAACCGCCGCACACACAAACCUGAAGCUAACCUCACAGAUAAACCUUUUCAACCUCCUUUGAGGGAAAGUUUGUUAAAAAUCACAUCAUCCUAAGUGGAACAAUUCAUGAACCUUCAUUAGAGCUUCCUUUGUUUUGUCUCUAGGAGGAAAAGGAGGGGAAAAGGGGCCAAAAGCAGGGCGAGGUCUGGUGGUCGGGCACACCAGAAGGGAUCAAAACAGCAGGGUAAAGCUUCUCAACCAAGUCCAAGUACAUCCUCUGCUUUGGUGAAUCCACCAAUCACAGAGGAGAACCAGUUGGAGUCAAGAGAACAGGCGGAUGAACCUGAUGGGGUACCAACUUCGACCAGUGAUGGUAAAGAAGACAAGAGGAAGACUAGUGAAGGUCUGAAGACGAUGGUGUGGUAAUGCAUGAGUCUUGAGAUACCACACAGAUGAUUCUAACUUCCUUGUUUCUGUCUCUUUACAGAAACACAGGCAGAGUCGUUACCUGUCUGCAACGGCCAAUCAGGCGCAUCUUUAUUUAACCACUCGAAUGAAGAGUCAGGUUCAGGUGAGACGUGUCCUGACAAAGUGAACGGUGCUGCAUCUAAAGAUCCUCCCCUCCUGAGAGAACUGGACCCAGAGCUUCUCCAGUCGGGGAAGUUCAAGUUGACAGGUGAGUCUGUCCGUUCUGAUGCUUGAGGAGCUUCUGCAGAAUCUCUUCAAGUAUUUGUUGUGGUUGAUUUUUGGACGAGAAACUCUACCCAGGAGUAACACCUCAGAUAUCCAUCAGUUUAGCAAGUGGCAACAAAUAUCAAGCUACGGAUUGUGAUCUCAGCAUGUUCAAACGUCUCUUAAUGUCAAUCAUGAUGCUCUCUAUCUGCAGGUACAGUGGACAGGUUAGGGCGUGCUCUGGUCGUCACGGAAACGGAUAAAUCUGAGGAGAGCUGCUCAGAGGAGGAGAUGGCGCGGGUUUUGGCCUGCUACCACAGAAUCACACGGUAAGGCUUGUAGAUCUUGUAAACCUGUCUGUGCAGAGAUCCACUUUGAUGCCACAAUAUGGCGUUUCCUUUAUCGCUCGAAACCUCUAACUGUAUCUUUAAUUCGUUAAUCUCUCUGACCUUAUGUGAGGCAUGUCAGCGUGUGCUUUUUAUUACGACACUCAUUUGCAAGCUCGCUCAGCCAGAAGAGCUUCAUAAUUACAUUUGACUCAACUUGCUUUCUGCUGACUUUGCCAAGUGUAGAUGGUUGUGGGGGGGUGGGAAAACAGAGCAUGUGCCAAACAGCUGGAAAACCUCAACACACUGAUUCAAACUUUAAUUUAAAGAGCGACUACGAGCUUGGCCGUAAAUCUGACGAAAAGAAACAAUCAUCUGCUGAUCAUGAAUCCAAACUGUAGAGUGUAAGGAGUGAAGGGAAAGCACAUCUCUUCUCUGUUUCAUGGGUUUACACGAAAAGCAAAGGCAGGGAGAGCAGCAGCAAAAUCCCCCAGCAUGCAACGUUAAUGACGCGUUCACACCAAGAGCGAGUAAAAUCAUCUACAUUCGUAUCUAGAUGCUUAAAGGCCGUGGAUAGUCCUUUAUGCGAAGUUCAACAGUGAUCCUUGCCAAUUCAACCGGUGGGAUCAAGUGAAAGUCAUCGGUUUUUCACAACUUACCAGAAAAUCCGACCUCCUCACUCACGUGGAUACGAGAGAGGGGGAGAGUCUCCAUCAAGCACGGUAGGAGUGGACCAUGUUCAGCGGAUUGCUGCUUUGUUUUUGUUGUGGAAGACCCACAACCGUCGGAGAUGUUGGUGUCGCCGUGUCUGGGUCUCCUCCAAUAGCUGCGCCAGUUCCAGCUUGAUUUCCGGGUUACCUACACCCAAUUUGAUGACCUGUUGGUAAGGGUUGGUGCUAGGAUGUCCCUUCAGGAUACCAAUUACAGGCGCUCUAUCCAGUGAACGUCUUCCGGUCCGUAUUCAUAUGUCACAGGGGAAUCUUCACGCUGAUUGGUUAUCGUGACGUGAAUAUUCGCUCAAGUUGCGAUAUUUUCAACUCUCGCGAAUUCGCGCCCGCUCAAGUCACAACAUUUGCGCCGCCAGAGUAGUACGAGUGUCUAAUCGCGUCUUUGCAUGGAUCUAACAUGUAAUUUAUUCGCUUGGUUAAUCUUGGUGUGAACGCGCCAGUGUUGUUUUCGUUGACGAUGACGUUGACCAAAUAUUUUCGUCAACAAAAACAACACUGUGAGGAGCUAAACAUAAGUCUUAGAUGACUAAAAUGUGACGAGACGAAUGUGCGUUUACAUUGACGAGACGAGACGAGACUAGACGAAAAUGUCAGUGGUGGACGACGAACAGAGUUCGAAAAUUCAUGAGCUAUGAAGAAUAUUUUCGUUAACAUCAUCGUCAACGAAAACAACACUGGAAUGCACCAUAAGAGAACAUAUGACACUUGUUAAAUCAGACACAUCAGAAAAAGAGGGAGUGGUUUGAAAGUUUGUAGAAGAUGGAUGUCCUCUAGAUUCAAACUGUGGGAUAUUUUUUUAUAUAACAGACUUUUUCCCCCGAACAAUCCUCUUGUUUUAACUCUGAAUUCACUCUCCAUCAGUCCUUCAGCCAAAGAAAAAGGUCUCACGGUGCUAAUGGACAGCAGACGCUCUCCGCCCUCCACUCUCUGCCUCUCCGCGCUUAAAUCGUUCCAGGUGAGUAAAAAAAUAAAAAAAUCAAAAACUGCCAAAUGUUUGCGUGUCUGAGCCUGCAGAUGCAAAGCAAAGCUCAAGCACAUGUUUGUGUGUGUUUUGUAUGUUCCAGGUGCUGGUUCCUGGCGGCCUGGGGUCUGUUCUGGUGCUGGUGGAGGAGCAGCAGGAGUCCUCCUCCUCCUCCUCCUCCUCCUCUUUGAAUCUUGAAGGAGCAGAGGUGAGCUCGCACGAAUUACACCCUCGAGUUUACGAUCCAGGAGGAUGUUUUCUCGCUUGGUUUGAAUCCUGGUGUUUACACAUCUGAAUAUGAGAGCAGAUUGAACACCCACGUGGAACAUUAGCCGAAUUAAAGUCCCUGAACCUCCAUUAUCAUUAGCGUCAUAAAAACAGGGAUAAUUGCUCAUAUGAGGAAUGCAAACAGAGUCAGAGUGAAAAUAAAAAUUCACAAGCCGUGCUUCGUUUGUGUUCGCUGCUAAAAUCUGAUCUUUAACAAAAGCUUUUAGCUGCAGCCAACAUCCACGUCAUGCAUCGAGCUGAAUGAACCUUAUUUCCAGACAUUUGGCGCAUGGAAGGUUGUAAAUAACCCCAAAUUUUUACGCUCAUUCAGGGUAUUAAUUAGCAGGUUGCUUUUGCUUUUAGUACAUACACACUUCAUGUUAUUUUAAGUGAAACAGUGAAGGAAAACACAGCUGUUGGAGCAGCACUGGUUGAGAUUUGGUGAUAAUUAUUUCUGUUCCUGUGGGUGAAUUAAUCGCUGAUAUUAUGCAAGAGUGGAAGAGGAACAUUUGUUUCCCUUCUGUUUUCCUUUUUAAAAACAUUACAGGGUCUUAUCUAAUGUGAAGGCUGUAAAAUAUGUACCAAACAGAGACAUGUUUGGGUACAUGAAAGCAUUUAGAGACGAGUUUUUACCCCCAAAUCCACAUUUUGAUUCGUCUACCAUCUGUUUUCAUAUAUUUUCAUUUUUAACCAGGGCUGGGCGACAUGACCUCAAAUCAAAGUCACCUUAAUAACGUUAUUUGUCGUAAAAGAUGUACUUUUUUUAACAACUUCAGAAGGUUAUGAUUGUGCUUUUAAAGAAAACGGAUAAACAAUAAAGAUGGCGGUGAGUUUGAGUGAAUUAAGAGAGCUACACAUCCGCAUGGAAACCUCACAUUGCUGAAUGCAGUUAAAGUGGUCUUGCAGGAAACCUUCGCCAACAACAGACUGUAUUCAAUGUAGGGCUGGGCGAUAUGGCCUCAAAUCAAUAUCAGGAUAUAUUGAUCAGUUCACCUCGAUAACGAUAAAUGGACGAUAACUACUCCACAAGCUGCUCACUCCCUUCUACAUUAACUUCGUCUACUUCAGUCGCCGUCCUCCAUCUCCUCACCUGUCUUUACCUCUUUGUUAUGGACUGGAUGGGGCGGAGUCACGUGUCUGACGUAGGACAGCAUCUUAAAGGGACAUGAGACCAUAGCCUACCUACACACAUCCAAAACCAACUUUUAUUUUAACACUGAUUAUACCCAUAUGGGCAAAAUGACGUCGGUUAUUGACGUAAAUGUCGAUAUUGGUAAAUUUUGGUUCAUCGCCCAGCCCUAACGUUUAUAGAUUAGGGUACAAAAAUAAAGUAAAAGCUUAAUUUUAACAUUUCUUUAUAACAAAAUUAGUUCUACAAAAAUGUGAGUAAAUGUGAGUAAAUUUAUUGGUAAAUUUUCGGUUUAUCGCCCAGCCCUAACGUAAAGUUAAAUCUCGUACAAAAAUAAAGGAACGGCUUAAUUUUCACAUUUCUUUAUUAAAAAAAAUUUAAUUGUUUAAUGUGAGUACAUUUUUUGGUAAAUUUUCGGUUUAUCGCCCAGCCCUAUUUUUAACCCUUCCUGCUCUCCUCAUGAAUUUGUGGUUUCCAUGAUUUCCACUGUCAAAGUUUGAUUCCUCUGCUUUCUCACGGCUCCGUUUCCUCUCCCUCUGCUGUGUUCAGGUCCACACAGUUAAAGGAACAGUGGUCCUCCAGCAGCAUGUGGACAAGCAGCAGCUGCCCACAGAGAUGGACGGAGAGUUCACACACUGUCAUGCAGACUGGCUGGUCUUCAGACAAGUGAGUAAUCGUAUUUUGACAGAUAUCAUCUCAGUAUUUAGUAGUUUUUCGCUCACCAGGCGAGGAUCAUUUAAUAUCGACCAGUAUUUGAUCAUAUAUACCCUUGUAGUCGUGUUGUUUGGUUCACUUUUAUUCUCAUAGUUCUUGGAUGGAGGAUGAAGCGAAGGCCCGCAGCUUUAGGGAGGAAGCUUUGAAACUAAAUUUUAUUGUUUGUUUGAUUUUCAGUAACCAGGAAAAUUUGAGGGAGUAUUCUGGGAGGGAGCGAAGUUUGCAGAGGAGGAGGUCUAGAUAAGAGCGCGUUGGCUGAGAGAGAGCAGUCAUCUGGGUGUCGUCUAUGAUUGCAAACAUUUGUGAUGGACCGGCUGUGUAUUAUAAAUCAAGAGAGAAAGCCUAAGGACUCUUAAUGGCUUCUUAGCAGACAGUUUAUGUUACUUUAUCCAAACAGAUGAAAACAUUUCCCCGUCCUCUGCUCUUGUUCCCUGAACUCUCUCAUGAACCCACAGAGAGGGAUUUAGAGGAACAUCAGAGAUAAACCUGCGUCGAUUUUACUCUCCUGUUCAGGUGUUUUGAUUGAAAACUGAAGUAAAUCUCAGAUUUGACUCUGAUCUGUUCGCUCUUUUCUGCAUGCAGAGCCUGGAGAGUCUGACAGAGCGCUGUGAGAGCGCCCUCUCUCUGCUAGAAGAGGCACUGCAGUCCAUGGAGGCUGAACCCAUGCCGGAUAACAUCAAGGUACUGAAACUCCAGAUGUUUUGACCUCCUUUAGAGAAUGUUAAAAACUCAUCAUAACUGAAAUGAUUUUGCUUUAUGAAAUGGAGAAACUUACACACGCUCUACGACUCCAGCAAGAAACAAAAACUCGAAUGUGGUAAAAAUGGAAAAAAUGUUUUUAUUUGUAUUUUUUAUUUAUAUUUUACUCUGUAUGAAAAAAUGUCUUUUUUCUGUUAUGGUUCAAAUAAAAUUAAGUUUAAUAAAACAAACUAAAAUGUUUUUGCUUUGAAAUAUUUUCAAGGUAAGAAAAACUUUUUUAAAAAACAUGUUUUUGUUCUCCAGACCGUUCCUCAGAGCAUCGACAAACACCGGCAGCUGAUGGCGAGCGUCCUGGCCGACCAGCGUGUGACUGAACUACAGCGAAGGGGCGGGGCUUGGCUCGCUGGGCUGACCAACAGCACGACUGGACUAGCACAGAAAUCACCAGACUGCAGGUACCAGAAGCCAUGAUGCUUCUUUUACUAUAUUUAUUAUUUAUUUUUCUCCCUUUUGAUACAAACAUGCAGCUAUUUCGUGCUAAAUUGAUUUUGUUGUUUUCGUUGACGAUGACGCUGACGAAAAUAUUUUGUCAACGUCAUCGAAAAAAACACUGCAGAAUAUAUGUUUAGUGUUUGACUGACGAAGUGCUCAUGGAUUUUGCAAAACUGUUCGUCGUCCACCACUAACGUUUUCAUCUAGACUCGUCUCGUCAACGUAAACGCACAUUCAUAUCGUCACAUUUUAGUCGUCUAAGACGUAUGUUUAGCUCGUCAACGUCACGCCUUCGUCGUGGAAAAAAAGGAAUGUUGAGUUUGUUGACGAUGACGUUGAAGAAAUAUAUUUGCCAUCAUCAACGAAAACAACACUGCUCCGCCCUUGAGGAUGACAUUUUUUAAUUAAUCCCGUGAUCGGACGGGAAAAAAAGCAACGGGAGCAGGAAUAACAUUAAUAGACAAUCAUUUUCAGCCGUGUUAAACAACCAGAUGAACAGAUGCGUCCAUUUUUGCAGUCAUCUCUCAGUGAGGGCCAACACUCUUGACCGCGCAAGCAACACAGAAGAACUACAACAGUGGUUUGACUUCCUGUCACCACCAGAAGUGAAAAGCGACUCGGAGCGACUGCCGCUCCAACUCCGCUGCCCCUUUUACCUAAAAUUUGAAAAAAUUCUCAGUUUUUUCAACAUGUUUGGUUUUAUUCAAAUGAGAGGAGUGGGAGUAAUUUUGAGUGGGAGCGGGAUGGGAGUGGGAGUCAUUCUUCGGGAGUGGGACGGGACAGGAUUAAUUUUUUUACUCCGGUCCGGGAUUGGGACGGGAUUUUUUCUCUGGGAGUGGGACAGGAGUGAAAAUCCGCUCCCGUGUCCUGCUCUACUUCGCACACAAGCGUCAGUAUUGAAAUAUGAUCAGACACUAAUGUGGGACUACAGCUUAAAUAUGCGUCUGCUCAUAUAUGGAUAAUAUUAGUACCUUUAUACCUUUACAGACCUGUUUUCUCACCGAUAAAUAUUGUAGAUUACACACAGCCUGAGAUAUAUCAGAUAUAGACCUCAUGAUGAGAACAACAAAUCUCAGUAGAAACACUCAAAGAAACUCAAAUCUGGUCCUGAGGGGCAUAAAAAGAGAUCCGAGUGCCCUCUGAGAUUCUUCUGUGGGUAAAAAAAAGCGAAGGGUUAAAAAAUCUGCUGCUCAUAAUGAAGAAAAAGUUGUUUUUCUUCUGCAGACAAAUAAGAAACAGAGAAAAAAAGGCUGACAGAGCCCCGCAGCUUGUUUGUUUGAAUGACUGCAGCUUUACGAUGAUCUAAAAACUGCUGUAUGUGUAGCUCCUCUUCUUAUCCAGUAAUGAGUUUUGGCUCCGUCUGCGCAAAGAAAAUAGGCCAAAUACAAGUAUGAGCUGAUUGCUGAUUUGAUUCCUUUUUCUGUCUGACAGUUGGUCUGCAAGGCUUUUCUUUUUUUUGUGUGUGUGUGUGUUUCCCAUAAUAACAUUUCUACCAUCUGUGAUUUAUGGCAGCGACAAGUCCUCAAUUUAAUUAUAAUUUGAAUCAAACAAAGAAGAAGAAGAAGAAGAAGACUUCUCACUCUCAGUUUUUCCACUUUCUUCUCAUCAGGGCCGCUCUCACCACAACCUCCAAACUCUACGACAGCGUGGAUGACGCCCUCCAUCGGCUCGUCCGGGUGUCCAAUCAGAGAGGUCGCGACCUGGAGGCGCUGGGACGGCUGGCGGGGCUGGUGGACAAACUUGAGAAGGUGAUUAAUGAGGGUCGAGGAGUUUGAUUUCAGACUCGUUUCCUGGACUAACUAGUUGGGUUUCCCUCCUUAUAUGUGGCGUUAAAGAAGUAGAGCCUUUCUUGUGUUCCCUGUUAUGGCCAGUAGGGGGCAGCUCUACUUCAAAAACAGAACCAUAGAAGUCUAUAAAAGAAAAGGACCCUCCUCUCAUCUGGUUCAGUUACUUAAUAAACAUGAUCCUGAUGAGUUGCAGCUCAAAGGCGUUGUUGAGAGAUGAUCACAGCCUGGAGAGGACUGUCGAACAAUCAGAUUCAGGAACUUAGGGGGGCCUCACAAGAACUGGACUAAGACAAGUUCUGUGUUCCUACUGUCAAGACCCUCUUUCAAGGUGCUUGAAGUCUUUUGUGACGUUUCGAAAGUCUGUUGGGGAUUUGUGGUGACAUCUGUCUUCUACUGUUAGUCGAAUGAGUUUUAUGAAAGCCACAUUCGAUGCAGGUCUUGGAGACCUAGAGAGUUUCUUUCCCAGCAAGGACCAGAACUGACAGAAACUGGUUUGCUAAUCAUGGUGUUAGGAAUCCCAAAAAAACUGCUUACCCACAAUUUCUAUCUCAUCCGGAACGUCUACAAAAAGGCCGUAUCCGCCGAUCGUAGCUGAUUGUAACCGUUCAAGUUAACGUGUCAAUUUCCACCGGCUUCUUUCCGUUCCGCUGCGGAUCGCCGGACUUCGCAGCUUAUUGCAAGAGUUCUAUUUUUUCUGGAUGCUGGAGCAUAACGGAUAAAUUCAGCACAGAUUAACCCGUGCUGGAAAGGAAGUCGGACAAAAAAUAAAACAUCCAGCUUCUUUUCAAAAUAAAACACUCAUGUGAAAGGUUUAUAGACAGCUUUUUACCCCGAUGACACAAUGGAUGAGGAGAUGCUGAUUCUAGAAGUCUAGAAGUAGAUUUCCUCCUCUGGAAGGACACAAUCUACUGCUUAUAGGGUUAGCCUAUGUUGUUAGAGACAACUUGUUAUCGCGUGAUUGCACGUGAAUCCGCGGGUUCUUGUAAAUUCUUCGGAUUCCUGCUGUCUGUAAUCCGCCACGAAAUUGGCCUCACAAAUGGAUCCGAUAGGAACUGGCGGAUGGCGGUUACGGAUGCGGUGGAAAUCCUGGUUAAGACAAAGUCCACGCUCUUCCUGUCAAGACCCUCCUUGACUGCUCCAUCGUGUGCUGUCUUGUCUUGUUUUAUCAAGUCCUGGGUUGAUGUAGAUCUUAGAGACCUUCAUGCUUCCGUCUUCUAAAGAGCUUCAUGGAGAUACAGAUUUCCAGAACUAACCGUGGUGUUAGCCUGAAUCCCUGAAGAUGUCCUCCCCCUUUUCUUCUUCUCUGCUGUUUCCAAAAACCUUGAAUUUAAACUCUCAUGACUCUCUUUUCUUUUGUGUGUAAAACCUAAACGACCUCUCACCUCCUGUUUUCUGCUCCUUCUUAACGACUCCUCGUUAUUCUUUCGCCUCUAAUGCGCCGUAAACAACUCGCUAUCUCGCUGUCCUCUUCCCUCAGUGCGAUAAGGAGAUUGAGCAAGUCCAGUCUCAGCUGGAGGACUACAAGGACCCUCCUCUGUCCCUCAGCAGGCUCUCCCUCAAACAGCAGAAGUUCAAGACGUUCAGAGAAACCGCCAACGUGAGUCUGUGAUAUGAUAUUGAUGAUUAAAGCUCCUGUCAGGAACGUUUGGUAAACACUUUGGCUUCUUCAGGAUCUACACAGUGAGACUCUGUCCGUGCUCAGUGACUUGGAGGGCUGGUGCGAGCUGGACUGGGCGGGCCUGAGCGACGUCCAGAUCCGACUUCCUCCAGUCAGGGAGAAGCUGAGAGACAUGUCCCACUGUCUGUCCGACUGCUGGACCACGCUGGACAACACACAGAGGCUGCUGUCCACGCUGACCGAGGUAAUCCAGGAAACUAUGAACGCACGCUCACAGUUCUCAAAACUUCCUGAGUCAUCACUUCUUUCCUGUCUUCCUCUCAGGCCACACAGUGGUGCGACGCCGUCUCCACCUCCCCGUCCUCCUCUUCCUCCACCUGCCCUCUCGCCUCCCUCCCUCCGAUCCCUCCGUCCCGUUUCCAAGACGCUCGCUCUUUGGCUAUAGAGCUCGGCGGCGGGCAGCUCCUGGAUCUCUGGACCCAGACUGUGGAGCGCUAUCAGCGGACUGUGGCGCAGGUUAAACCCCGCUUCCUCCAGUCUGACAGGAACCAGAAUCAAGCCCAGGGGAGGUCCAAAACGCCGUCAGCGAGCAGCCUGUGGGACUUGAUGGGAUCUGAAGGGGAGGGGGACUGGGGACUGGGAGCCGGAGGAGGAGAUGGAGGGCUUCAGUCUUGGGGAUCCUUGGCGUCGCUGUUCAGGCCGCAGACCUGCUCCACGCUGAAGAUCGGAGACGAUAAAGGGAAUAAGAAGGAGGGCGCAGGGGGAGGAGUCAUAGGAGGAGUGGGCGGAGCUGGAGGAGGGAAGUUCCUCCAGAAUCUUCUGAAUCCUGCGAAGAAAAACGUGAGUGAAGGAAAUCAAAUCCUGCAAUCUAGUGUUUAAAGGGAUAUUCCGGCGUAAAAUUAAUGUAGGGUCAAACACUGUAACACCGAGUUAGACACCCUAUCAAGAGAUGAAUGUUGCCAACUGUUUGCUUCUCUAGUUUUACCAACUUUAGUAACGACCGCACGAUAGCAAUACACAGCGGUCUGAGGAGCCAUAAACAAACCUCAACCAAAACGCCACUCUAUAGCCACAAAUAAUGCUCAGAACAGCACCUAACUUCAUCAACAGGACAUAUAGGGUCCCAGCCACCAAACAUCUUUUUAACUUUGACUAAUUUCUUUAACAAAGAGACUAAACACAACUCACCUACUCUCUUCCAGCAGCCGCUUGUUUGUAGUGAGACCUCAGGCCAGUCCAUUAUGGACUACAGCGGGGUUUCACAGCUCAAGGAAGAACAUUUAUGAUCAUUUCUUCAUGGAAAUGCAAUCAGACCGAGACAGUAAGACAGAAGAACUACUGCGUCUGCAGUGCAAAAUGAUCAAUAUGGUGAUUAUUACUUCAAGGAAAUGAUAAAGAAAUGAUCAUAAAUGUUCCUCCUUGAGCUGCGAAACUCCGCUGUAGUCUGUAAUGGACUGGCCAGAGGUCUCGCUACAAACAAGUGGCUGCUGGAAGAGAGUAGGUGAGUUGUGUUUAGUCUCUUUGCUAAAGAAAUUAGUAAAAGUUAAAAAGAUGUUUGGUGUCUAGUACUAUGGCUGGGACCCUAUAUGUCCUGUUGAUGAAGUUAGGUGCUGUUCUGAGCAUUAUUUGUGGCUAUAGAGUGGCGUUUUGGUUGAGGUUUGUUUAUGGCUGCUCAGACUGCUGUGUAUUGCUAUCGUGCGGUCGUUACUAAAGUUGGUUUAACUAGAGAAGCAAACGGUCUGCAACAUUCAUCUCUUAACAGGGUGUCUAACUCGGUGUUUGACCUUAAAAAAUUUUACGCCGGAAUAUCCCUUUAAGAGGUUUAUUAUUAAACCAUUUUCCUGCUCAUGUCAUCUAAACACCAUGCUCUUUGUUUUACAGCCGACUGAUACUCCACUACCCCCAAAGCCCCCGAGGAAACGCCACCCCAGCUUCGACCUCCAGGCUCUCCUUGCCCCACGCAGAGGCGGCGCCAACCCAAAACCUGACUCCCCAGUGGGCGGGGUCAGCCGACACUCCCCCAUGUCCUGGUUGGGGAGAAGAGCCGUAGCCGACCCAGUUAUCACCACUAGCAUGGCUGCGGCUAUACCCGGAUGGGGAGGAGGAGGAGGAGGAGGAGGGGCAGGAGGUGGUGGUGGGGUGUUGAUCCGAGGAGUUGAGGUCAGCAGCAAGGAGGUGGUGGACCACACAGGGUCACCACGGCAACAUGUCCUGCUCGGGAGGACUGAGAGGGAGACGGGGACGGACAGAGGUGGUUCGAGUUCACAAAGGUGAGUUUAGGAUGUUUUCUAUUCUGUUUUUGGAGGAAGUCAUCAGCAGAAGUUGGCGCAGAUCUUCAAAACAAGACCAGCAUGUGAAAUUACUUUGGGGAGAGGCCGGACUCACAUGAAAGAGAGAAAUCUCUUUCAGAAUAAUUGAUCAGUCACUGUGCAAUCAGAGAUAAUUGAAUCACUUCAAAUUGUUUGAUCUCCGUCCAUUUUUGACUUCUGCGUCCCUCUCGACUUCCUCUUUCCUCCUCAUGUUUGUUCACUCAUCUCGUUUCUCCGUCUUCAUGUCCCGCAGUAAACUCUACCUCCUCUGGUGCCGCAUGCUGAGCUCAGAGAGGCAGUACGUCACCGUCCUGAAGGGUGUCGAGGAGACGUACCUCCCCCUGCUGGAGCUCUCAGACACCCCGACCUCCAUCAGAGGGAAAGGGGACACACUUUUCCCGAACUGGGCCGGUCUGAGCUCCUUCCACUCGCAGCACCUGCUGCCCGCCAUGGAGGGCGCUCUCGUGCAGAGCUUGUUGCAACAGGACUGCUUCAGUAAAUAUGUAAGUUCUGCAGAGUGGAAGGUUCACACAGAGGAGUAGAGGAAAGUGCUUUUUCUGACUUAAGAUACACAAAGAUGCUUGAUUUGCUAAAACCGACCCACAGUGGAGCUUUAUUUUGAAACUUUUCAGUAAGAUCAGAGGAUGACAAAUCCAGAUACUUCUUUCAGAAAUGAACACUGAAACAAAAAUCUGCAUGAUGAGAACGAAGUUUAAGGACAAAAACUACAUUUGAGAGAAAUGUAUUUCAUGUGUAUUUUGAUUUUAAAGUUUGACCCAUGUCCCAUCUGAUUACAUGGAGGAGGGUUUUAUGACCUAUACCUCUGCCAGUCACAAACAGGCAGUCAUGUUCUCCAGCUGUUUUACAUUUAUGACUUUAUAAAAUGUUGUGUGACAGCUGGUGUUGAACUGUUUUGUUGAAAUGUCACAGAUUGUAGCUUUACAUGUAACGUAAAGUUUGUUGUAUAAGAUGUACUUUUUUAUCAACUUCAUAAGGUUAUACCGUACUUUUCGGACUGUAAGGCGCACUUAAAAUCCUUAGAUUUUCUAAAAAAAAUGACAGUGCGCACUUAAUGUAUGAUCACUUCUUGUGCUAACUGACCAAUUUUAUGUGAUACAAUGCGCUCAAAAUCUGUCGAAAUGUGUAUGUAUGACUUUGGUAAGCAACAGUAACACAACCACAGAGCAGUCUACAACACCGCCUGACUGUAGUGUCUAAACUAAAAGUACAUUCAUGUAAGGCAGCCUGGAUUACGCGCUAGCAACAAUAAACCAAUCGAUGCUUAAUGCGCCUUACAAUCCGGUGCGCCUUAUACAUGAACAUAGACAUGUUAAUUCACAGUGCGCCGCAUAAUCUGGUGCAGUUUAUGGCCCGAAAAUCUGGUAAUUCUGCUUUUAAAGAAAAUAGACGUACGAUAAAGACGGUGGUGGGUUUGAGUGAAUUAAGAGAGCUACACAUCUGCAUGGAAACCGCACAUUGCUGAACGCAGUUAAAGCGGUCGUGCAGGAAAAUGGUUUAAACCUUCGCCAACAACAGACUGUAUUCAACGUAGGGCUGGGCGAUAUGGCCUCAAAUCAAUAUCAGGAUAUAUAUGACCAAACGAUAACUACUCCACAAGCUGCUCACCCCCUCCGACAUUAACUUCGUCUACAACUUUUGAACAGGCCCCCGUCUCCUCACCUGUCUUUCACUCUUUGUUACGGACAGGAUGGGGCGGAGUCACGUCUCUGACGUAGGACAGUAUCUUAAAGGGACAUGAGACCAUAGCCUACCUACACACAUCCAAAACCAACUUUUAUUGAUUUAUUUAUUUUUUGACAAUGAAUAUGUCGUAAAUUUUGGAAUCGGUAAAUUUUCUGUUUAUCGCCCAGCCCUAACUCAGUAUACCUGUGUGACUUAUAUUCUUGAUUUUAAGACAACAGAUGUUUCCACAUAACUGGGGAAAAAACACAUAAAAUUGGAGCUUCUACAUUUAAUAAUCUCCUUCUUUUCCCACAGCGAGAACAGUUCCUGCAGUAUUCCCACUACAUCAGGACCAAACCAGAUCUGGAUUCGCCCCUCGUCACCCAGGCUGCUGACUUCUUCAAGGUAAGAAUCUGAGAAACUCUUCAAAUCACCAACAUUUAAAGAGUUCAAAUGUCCCUCUCUAUUUUCCUGCUUAUGUUUCAACACGUUUAAUUAAAUCAAAGCUCUCUAUUUCUCACUUAUUAUCGCUCAUUCAUUAAUCUACACUCAUAAUAAGGGUGUCAGGGUUGUAGUGUUGUCAUUCGGUUAUUUUCCUCGCUGAAAUCUCUUUAAUCACAAUAUAGAAACAUCAUUAUGAGUUAUUCUGGAGCGCAUCACCAGCAAAAAAUGAAUUACAGUAGCUUUAUUCAGCGGUGGCUGCAAUUAAAAACGAGCUGUAUACAGUAAAGCUAAUUACAUAUUUAAUGUACACCAGAAAAGCCAAUUAAAGGCGGAUUAUAGAGAAAGUAAUUUGAGCUCGCAGGCUACAAUUAUCUCAAACUAAUACAUUGACGGCAUCACAAGAUCACUAAAAGGACUGUACAGGCAGAGAUCAGAGCGCUGGAGAGCUGCGUUCAAGUGUUUCAUUGAGAGGCAGUUUUGAGAAACGGCCACCAGAGGGCAGCGUGAGACAACGCCACGUCCCUGCGGCAGCUGGGAAACAGAUGAAGAUGUUGGAGAUGACUGCCGCAGGAGGGUUUUAUGGUUAUUGUGAUGGUGAUGGAGGUGAAGCUGAGCGAUGAUCGGGAUCAUUCGAGGGAGUGAAGUGAUGAUUUUUAUUUCAGAGGAGAGGAAAAAGACGAGUUUGGUGGUUUCAGAUUGAGAACUUGAGGGUGAAAUCAGCUAGACUGGAUCUUUAUGAGGAAAUAAAACAUAUUUAAUCUUUAUUUACAGACUCCAAGUGGAUCCAGACUGGACUCUGAUCUGGACUCUGUUUGAGAGUCCUAGAUGAAGCGUCAGAUGUAACUUAAAUUUUAACGACAACAUUUCUCUCUCUCUCUCACUCUCUCUUCUUUCCCUCUCCUUUCUUUCUCCCUUCUCUUUCUCCCUUCUCUCUCUCUCCUUUCCCUGUCCUUUUCUCUCUCUCUCUCAUUUCUUUCUCCCUCCUUUCUUUCUCUCUUCUUUCUCUUUCUCUCCCUUCUCUCUCUCUCCUCUUUCUCUCUCCUCCUCUCUCUCUCUCCCUUUUCUCUCCUUUCUCUCUCUCCACCUUCUCUCUCGCUCCCCUUUCUCUCUCCUUUCUCUCUCCUUCUCUCUAUCUCCUUUUUCUCUCUCUCCUCUUUCUCUCUCCUCCUCUCUCUCUCUCCUUUUUCUCUUCUUUCUUUCUCCCUUCUUUCCUUUCUCUCUCCUCGUUCUCUCUCCUCCUCUCUCUCUCGAUUUUCUCUUCUUUCUCUCUCUCCUUUCUCUCUCUCUCCUCUGUCUCUCUCCUUCUCUCCCUCUCUCCUUUCUUUCUCUCCCUCUCUCCUUUUUCUCUCCUUUCUUUCUCUCUCCUUUCUUUUUUCUCUCCCUUUCAUUUCUCUCUCCUUCCUCUCUUUUCUCUCUCAUUUUUCUCACCUUUCUCUCUUUCCUUUCUCUCUCCUUUCUUUCUCUCUCCUUUAUCUCUCCUUUCUUUCUCCUCCUGAAUCUCUCAUUUCUUUUUCUCUACUUUUGCUCUCUCUCCUUUCUCUCACCUUACUCACUUCUUUCUCUCUUUUUUCUCCCUCCUGUUCUCUCUCUUCUUUCUCUCCUUUCCCACUUCUUUCUCUCUUCUCUCCUUUCUUACUCCUUUCUCACUUCUUUCUCUUUCUACUCUCUCUCUCUCUCUUCUCUCUCUCGUUCUCUCCUUACUCACUUAUCUCUCUCUUGUCUCUCCUCUUUUUCUCUCCUUUUCUCUCUCUCUCUCCCUUGUCUCUCCCCUCUCUCUCUCCUUCUCUCUUUCUUGUGUCUCUCUCCUCUCUCUCCUUCUCUCUUGUUUCUCUCCCUCCUUCCUCUCAGUCCAAACUCCCCCCGGCCUCCCCGCUCUCCCCCCUCUCCUUCCCUCACUGCCUCCAGGCUCCCACUCAGAGACUCGAGCAGUACUGCGAGGCCCUGGAAGAGCUGGGAGGGAUAAACCCCGCCUCCGACUCCGCCCUCUCCAUCCUGAGACACGCCCAGCGUCACGGCGAGGACCUCCGGGCCAGCGACCUCAUCGUGGGAUGUCCGGUGAGAACGCCUGUCCCAGUUUGUGACUCUGCAAGUCUGAAUGAAGUCCCACUUUCCUUUUCUCAGAGGGGGAGAAGAAGAAAAAAAACAUGUGGAUGACGAGGUCGGGCAGCGGAGAGUGAAGGAACCGUUUUAUCACUUUUACACCUUUUAUCUGAAGUUCUUUAUUUACAGUUUGUUUUUAUUUAAAAAGGGAAUUUUUUAGUAUUUAAUUUGAAUAUCAAAAGCAGGAGUUGAAACGAGCUUCAAAUGAAUCCUUUGGAGUUUACGUACAGAAGCUGAAAUUUCACCCUCUUUUUCAUCGAGGUCUGCUUUUCACCACUUUAUAACGAAUUACAUUAAUCAACACCUCCUUAAAUUAGAAAACACAACAACUUUACUUUGAAGAGUGUGUCUGUGUGUGUGUGUGACAUGAAAGAUCUCCUAAAAUCCUGUUUUUUUAACGACACUCUGAACUGAGAUUGUUUUGAAUGCAAAUCAACAAAAAUUGAAAAAACGAUGUGAACCCUCACACCUUCACGAUCAAUUGAUGUGUGAUGCACGUCUGUACGCGGUUUAUCCAGGAUUUAGUUACAACACAUGUAUGAAACAUGUGUACCAAAAUUUGACGGCUCUGCAAGCGAUUAAACACUUUCAAAUACUACUUCCUGUUUGAUGAGGCGCCCUAAAAGACAAUAAUAAUCAAAAUAAUAACUCAAAAAUGAAUAAAUAAAUAGAGAGAAAGAGGGAUUCUUUUUUUUUUUGUAAAGCACACUUACGGUACGAAUAAGUAUUAGGGCCACAUUAGGAAAAAAACAUUUAAGAUUUAAUAAAGAGAGUAAAGUUGGAAUAAAAUAAUUUCUUAUGAGAAUAAAGUUGUAAUAAAAUCAUUACUUACAAGAAUUAAGUCGGAAUAAAGUAAUUUCUUACUAGAAAAAAAUUCGUAGCUAAUAAAAUCAAUACUAACGAGUAUAGCCAUAAUAAAAUCACUACUUAGGCAAAUUAAGUUGUAAUAAUGUAAUUACUUACGAGUAUCAAGUAGUAAUAAAAUCAUUACUUUCUAGAAUUAAGCUGUAAGAAAGUAAUUUCACACGAAAAUUUUGUCGUAAUAAAGUUAUUCUUUACGAGAAUUAAGUCGGAAUAAAGUUAUUUCUUACGAGAAUAAAGUCGUACCUAAUCAAUACUUAAGAGUAUAAAGUCGUAAUAAAGCAAUUUCCUAUAAGAAUAAUGUCGUAAUCAAGUAAUUUCUUACAAGAAUAAGUUGUAGCUAAUAAAAUCAAUACGAGUAUAAAGUCGUUAUAAACUCAUUACUUUGGAGAAUUAAGUCGGAAUAAAGUGAUUUCUUAAGAGAAUAAAGUCGUAGCUAAUAAAAUCAUUACUUACGAAAAUUAAGCCGUAAUAAAGUAAUUUCCUACGAGAAUAAAUUUGAAAUAAAAUCAUUUCUUACCAGAAUUAUGUCGUCAUAAAGUAAUAACUAACGAGAAUUAAGUCGUAGUAAAAUCGUUACUUAUGUGAAUAAAUUCGUAGCUAAAAGCUCUUCUACCUGUUGUUAGUUGUUUAAAUGAGCGCCGUGAAGCAUUUAGAUGAACUGAACUUCUACAGCUCGGUUCUACAAACAAGGAGAUAAAUCCUUCGGCAUAAUUAACGAUUUUAUUAUGAUUUUAUACGACUUUAUCCUCAUAAGUAAUGAUUUUCCUACGACUUUAUUCUCGUUAGUAAUUACUUGAUCACGACUUUAAAUGUGGCCCUAAUACUCUGUCGUACUUCAGAGAACUCUUUCUUUUACUGUAGCAGGAAUUUCAAAAUAAAGCUCCAUCCUUUUAAAAAAAAACACUUCCUCUUACUCUAUAUUGUGUUUCUCUGACACAGCAGGAUCAUUCAGAGCCGGUCGUGACAAAUGAUUAACUCCCACACACACACACACACACACACUCAGAUUACAGCGGCACAAACACUCCCAUUGAGCUCCUCCAAAUUGCGCUCGAAAAGCUCUCCACAUAUAAAACUGUACGCGCAGGUGUGUGUGUGUGUGUGUGUAGGUGUGGAUGUGGGUGUUCAAAAUGCAUGUGAAGCAUCACUUACAUCAUGACCCACACAUCUCUAGAGGUUUGGAAAUAAAAGUCCUGAUUGCAGGUAAAUUAUUAGUGAUUUUAUUUUUAUAGCGAGGCCAUUUUCGGUCCGAAUCAACCUCCGCUCGUUUGUUUGUUUUUGUCUAUUUCCUGAGUCCUUAUUAAGACGCUCCAUGUAAAAAUGUGACUUUUCUGGACCUCUGUGCGCCUCUGGUGGGAGUUGUGACAAGUCUUCUCACUCUGUAAUUGACAUGAACAAAGGAGUCCCAUUUUUACAAAAGACAUGAGUCAGCCAGCCAAUUACAGCAGAGAUCCAACACAAAGAGAGCAUCCUCGAGAAGUCAGAAUGUCACCUCGCAUGCUCAAUAAUCACAAUAAUGAAACGGCUUUGUCCUUUUUUUAAAGUCUUGACAAUAAAUCUUUUCACUCUUUGGAGCUCUGAUGUCUUCAAAUUAAAAGUCCUGGUUGUUUUCUCCACUUUAAAUGAAAAAAAAACAGAACAGAGAGUAAGCGUUAAAAGUCCAAAAUGAACUUUUCGAGGUCGCAGAAGCUCAAAGAAAACAUGUCAAAUUAGUUGUACUAGCCCUUUAAAUUGUUGAGCGAGGUUUCAUGUUUGAUUUACUGUAAGUUUUAAGACAAUGUGAGAGAAAGAGGUGGAAAAAUUCAGCCCACAAGUGAAUAAAUACCUCCUGUCCAGGUGAAGUCGGUCUGUUUGGUAGAUAAAGACCUAAAGCCGCUGCCUCAGGCCGCUUAGAGGGAAUCCUGACAUCGAUGUGUGUUUCAGAUCCCGGUCGCGGAGCGCGGCGAGCUGGUGCGUCAGGGCGAGCUGACGGUGUGCGGGGGCCCUCGGAGGAAGCGUGCGGGCAUCAGGAACAUUUUCCUCUAUCAGCACGCCAUCAUCUUCACCAAACAGAAGAGCCCGAGUCCUGGACGCACCGCCUACAGCUACAAACACAGCAUCAAGGUUCACACACACGAACACAGAGUUUCUGUCUCUACCUUAAACACACAUAAUCCGUCUGUAAGCUCUUUUAACCCUCGGCUCCUGUGAAUUUUAAGCUCCAUCCAGCCAACUUGUCCCCAAAAUGGACACGCAGAUAAGUGUCCAUAAAAAAUAAUCAUUUUUUUCCUUUUAUUUUUUUAAUUUUUCGACUCGUAUCUUUUAACAACUUCAGACCUAACAUUAAGAAAAUUAUAAUUAAAAAAUUCAAUGUAUUAUCCUUUUUAUGCCAGUUUUUCUGCAACAUUUCAUCAUUAUUUUUAAUGCUAAAAAACACAAAAUCGCCAUAUUUCCCAUAUAAAAUGACCUAGAUAAAAAAAUUUUUAAUAAAUAGAGUCCGGGCCAUGUCAAUAAUGAGGAGUAAAAUCGAUUUUGGUGCGUUUAAAUCCUUUUAUUAGUGCCAAUUUUUCAUAUUUUAAGCUCCAUCCAGCCUAUUUUACCCCCAAAACGGACAUGCAGAUAAGUAUUCAUAAAAUAAUCAUUUUUAAACUUUUUUAAAACUUUUUUUGACUCGUAUCUUUUGAACAACUUCAGCCCUGACCAUUAAAAAAAUAAUAAAUAAAAAAUUCAAUGUAUUAUCCUUUUUAUGCCAGUUAUUCUGCAACGUGUCAAUGUUAUUUUUUAAUAGUAAAAAACACAAAAUCGCCAUAUUUGCUAUAUAAAAUGACCUAGAUGAUUUUUUUUUUUUGAUAAAAAUAGUCUGGGUCAUGUAAGUGAUGAGGAGUAAAAUCGAUUUUGGUGCAUUUAAAUCCUUUUUGUAGUGCCAAUUUCCGUAUUUUAGCUCCAUCUAGCCUACUUUGUCACCAAAACGGACAUGCAGAUAAGUGUCCAUAAAAAAUAAUCAUUUUUUACAUACAAGCAUGAGCACACAAACUUUUCCUUACACCAGUGUUGUUUUCGUUGACGAUGAUGUUGAUGAAAAUAUUUUGAAAAAUGUGACUGUCAGCUCAAAAUCAAGAUGAAAAAAAUGACAAAUGUCCUCAAAAUGGACAAAGUAGGAACCGAGGGUUAAAAAAGGAAAAAUUUUUUUAAAUUUGGUUUAGCUGAAGAAAAACACAGAUUUCCUUUGACCCUGCAGACAGGUGAGAUGGGUCUGACCCAGAGCGUUGGGGAGGAGGGGCUGAAGUUCGAAGUUUGGGUCCGACAGGCUCCGCGAACCAAAGACUGCGUCACGCUGCAGGCGAAGGACCGGGACGACAGAACCGCCUGGACUCAUGACAUCGCCCACCUGCUGUGGACACACGCCAUCAACAACACAGGUACAGACUGACCUUUGACAGGGCUCAACAGCGCGACCGUUUCACUCACAUUUGAGACUAAAAAUACAUGUGUGCGAAUUGUAAAAUGUAUUUAGGGGCACAAAUCAGCCGAGGCAACAAAUGCAAAAUGUUAAUACUGCGGGGAAGUUAGUUUUUGGUUGGAUAUUUGACGGACAAUCACUGCUGAUCUACCAGUGUCUUCUCGCUCUCUAUAAUCAGGAAUGGCAAGAGCAGCGCGGUUAAAUCUACCUGGCACCCGUGUUGAAUAAGGGGCCGUCAAUAAAUUACUGGUUGAUGUUCUCAAAAAAGUCUGUUUUCCUUCAAUAGCUUCCAUGUCAUGUGAUCAAUUGACCUAAAAUUGAUUUCAAAUAAUAGUACUAAAGUUGGACGAUAAGACACACCUGUUUAUUUUCAUAAUUUGUCCUCUAAAAAAUGUUUGCGUUAAAUUUAAAGUCAAAUUUUGAACAUUUCCUUCAAUAGCUUUCAUGUCAUGUGACCAAAAGACCUGAAAUUGAUUUCAAAUAAUCGUACUUAUGUCGACCAAUAAGACAAACAUUAUUUGAUCAAUCUGCUCCUCAAGUUCUUUGUGUGCCCCUUACCUUUUCAACUUAAGAGCACAUGAGCGCCCUGUUUGACCCCUUUAGCCUCAUCUUAAGCCUCAGUAUGUACCCUGACAUAAGACUCACAUAUCUUUAGAAACUCACACAGUUUGACAAGCAUUCGGAGAGCGGGCUGUUUUCAUCUGACAAUCCGAUUUGUCUCCGUAACCUGAUCCAGGAUAUAUUAUUACCGCAUAUGUUCUAUUAAUACAGAGCAUAUUAAAACCAACAUCAGCAGCAGCAGCGGUCCUGUCCGCUUUCACGUAUCACAUAUCAUAUCCACCUCCUGAUAUCCAUGAUAUCCACGUCUCAGGAUCUCUUCCUGAUGCCGACUCGGGUUACACGUACAACAAACAAGUGCUGUUCAUCUACUCACACUGACUCCUCUACACCUUGUGAAAUAACGUCCGUACAUGAGGCACAAGUGUAGAAUGCUAUUAGCGGCGCCCUUAAAAUUGGGCCUUCCUCCAAGAGUAAAUAUUAAAUCGUGUUUUUACGAUUCUCUCCUCUCUCAGAGUUGUGUCUGAAGGAGUCGCUGUGUAUGGGAAUUUCCAGUAAACUCCUCCUGGACGCGACAGGGACUCCAGUCACAGAGCUGGACUCCAUCUACAGUCUCAAUGACAGAGGUGAGCCCACCAGGAUGACAUAAUCGUACGCAGGAUAACCACUGCGCUCUGAGAGACGAGAGUAAGACAAGCAAAAGUAUGAAAGCUCUGAAUUAUUAAUGAAUUUUUUUAACAAUCAGAUAAGAUUUCAUUCCAGUUUUUUCAGCCUUAACAGCCCGCACUUACAGGAAGUCUAAACUGUCAUCAGGUAAAUCUGUGGCUUCAGGAAGUCACUCGGUCCAAAUUAACCUGAUUAGAUUACCGGAUUGUUCGUUUUUUUUGCUUCCUGAGCCGAGGCGAUGUCUUCCUGAGAUUACAGACAGGAAACAAAACGGGUCUUGGGUGUAUCUCCCCAUGUGACAAGGUAAUAACGUGCUACAUGUUUUUUUUUUUUUUUUUGUUUCAAUCUCAUGGCCUCGGGCUUCUCUAUGAAUUUUUGAUAUUUGUCUCACACUGAGAAAUUUGGAGGAGCUGCCUGCAGAGGAUAUGUAAGCUCCAUUAUGGAAACACAUUUUCAGCGCUGCUCUGAUCAAAUCCCAUGACAGGCUUCGGUCUCUGUUAAACUGGAGCUUUGUCAUCCUUUACAGUAACCAAACAGCAGGAAUAUUAAAGGAAAUGUGCAGCUUUAAGAUACUGCUGCACCCUUCAAAAAAAGAGUAUGGUUUGGUGACGGUAUUUACCACGUUACGCAGAGAUUUAGCGCGAUUAUUACACUGGAUUUCUCAGUGGUUUAAUAUCUUCACAUCAAGCGGUGACACAAAAUAUCCACAAAACAGAAUUUUUUAUCUUUCUGGCUGCAAAAUGGGGCAGCUAAAGCAGCUGUGAGCCACUUAUUUUCAUGUUUUACUUGUUGUGCUCUAAAAAUAGCAGCGGAUUGAGGCUCUAAAGUGACUGUUGGAGGCUGUAAAGCAGGCCCUGAUACUGCACUGUGAGGAGUCAGGGGAGGAUGGGUCAAUACUUUGGUCUUGGUUGGCCCAGACAUCAAAGUCUGUGAUAGGGACACAGAAGAGUGCUCUAAAUCUGCAGUUUUUUUGAGGGCCAGCAGGGGGCGCCUCCACUUUUUGGUAUAUUCUCUUUCACUGUCUUCCAACAUGAGGACGUCCACAAUGUGAGGUAUCUGUGCAAAUGUGAAGCACUUAGACAUCUGGUUUUCUGUCCUGCUUACGGCUCAAUGAAGUUAUUUAUGCUAACUUCUUAGCACCUGGGCUAAAGCUUCGAUUCACAGCAAAACGGCUUAUUUUUAUGUCCCUUUGGCGCCGUAAAUGUCCAUCCAUUCCACCUUCAGGGGUUCUGUCAAAUCCACCAAAUGAGCAACUAUUGUACAAUUGUACGUUUACAUGACACCCGAGAAAACCGAAUUAUUGCCUCACUCCGAUUAAGACCGGACAACUCAAGCGCACGUAAACACCUUAGUCCGACAAUAAUCGAAGUUUGAGAACUCCGAUUAAGACACCCAGAUUAUGUGAUUGGAAUUCGAUCUCCUCUACCAUGUAACCGGCGUAGUUGGAGUAUGAUUGGACAAUGCAUGUGCGCAUUCGCCACGCCCCCCUAACCCCAGUUGUAGCCGCCUCUAGACGGCUGUUAUCCCUCCAGAUAAGCCCCCCAUUUACUAAUGUCGACUAACUCUGUGACGGUCUAAAGAGGUUGUGUUUCUAGUUAUACGAGUACGUUAGUUAAAACUAGCGCAAACAUUUGCUGUGAGACGAACUCACUGCUGGCGACCAAUUUGCCAAGACUUGCACCACCGCCCUCUGCUGGUCAUUUGUCGUCUUAAGAUACAGCAACCAGACAUGAAUGUGAACUAAUGAGCGAAGAACUGUCGCGCUAGCAUUGCUAGACUCGUCUACCUCGCUUUGUAUCCAGCGUGCUUUUGUAGCAAAGCAGUUGCUUAAUUCUUUUGGCGCCAUCUUCUGGGCAAAGGGCCAUAAUGCAAUAAAAUCCCUCUUGCAAAUUUGAUUAUUGCCAUCUAAAUAAUCAUUUUUUUGCAGGGGUAUGAUUUCUAACAGCCAGCAGGGGGCGACUUCACUGGUUGCUUUAAUUAAAAAAGGUGAUUGUACAGAAGUCUAUGAAGGUCUAUCACCUCAGUGAAUAAAUCUAUCAGUUUUGUUUCUUUUAAAUAUAGAUGGUUCUAUUUAGAGAAGAAGAAACCACAGAGUAGAGAGUCUUUACUUUGAUAAGUGGUUUAAAGGUUAAACAGGAUCACUUCCAGCUCAAGUAAGACAAGAAAUCUCACCAAAACUGCCCAUUUUAAAAAUAAAUCCUGUCCCAAAUCUAUGAAAGUCUUCAUAAAAACCACUUAAUCGGAACAACAGGUCUGUUAGUUUUCCCAAUUGAGCGCUGUGGAGGAAAGAAGGAAAUUACAGAUUGAAACGGCACCAUAAAAAUCACAAGUAACGCGUUUUAUACUAAUCUGUAGGCGGUGUAUCCCUUUAAGGAACGAGGAAGUCAAAACAACAACAACAAAAAAUCAAAUAAAAAACACCCAAUCAUAAAUAUAAACCUCAGAUCCCACACCAACCAUCCACUCUCAAAAGGCCACUGCUGCCCUCGAGCCAAAGUCAUUUCCCAUUCAUAGCCGGGUGUAAUGCACGCACUGCUCACCAGGUGUCUCAUUGAGUGAGGCGGCUCAGGGUUUCAAUGCAUGAAUUGUCCUCUGGGACAGAGAGCAGUGUUAGAAAUUCAUUGAACAGGAUGAGAAAAAAACGCCUUCACUCUGACUCCUCUCUCUUUGUCUCCCCCGUAUACAGUUUCUCCCUCAUUUCACUCCCAGAUAAGAUCACGGUGAUACGGUUUUACGUGUUGAAAGCGCAGACACAUGAUGCAGAUGUUAAAUUAAAACACUCUAAGCAUGCAGCAGGAUGGUUUCACUGCACUACCUCCACGCAAAGAGCAAAACAUUUCAAUGUCACAUGCUUGAUUUGAUUUUUUAGAUGCUUUCUGUUAAUCUUCAAACCUUCUCCUCUCUUCUUAGUCCACAGUAGCUGCUCCGACUCCUCCUCAGUCGGCAGCCAGAAGGAGGGGGGAUCCCCGGCGUCUGGGAGGGACCCCCGGAGGAGCUCCGGAUCAACAAGUUACUCACAGGUGGGGGGUCCACAUUACACAUGAUCCAGUGAUCCCAGCAGAAGUUAAUACUGACAGAAAUGACUCCACGCUUUACGACGGUUAAAUAUAGAUUUAGAAAUGUGAGGAAUGUGAAGGGUGUGUUUUUUUUUUUUUUUCCCCCGCUGGGUUCGUGAUUUUCCAAAUGGCUCGAAGCUUUCCAGGAAUACUUUUCAGGAACUCUUGUCCCCACAGUUCCCAAAAAAAAAGAUCCUUUCAGUGCUGACUGUAAACUCAGGAAUGAUCAAGGUGGAGUUUGAAAUGCAGAGAACGCUGAAGGACAUUUUUAAGUGACCCGUUCUCGACCCCGGUUUCAUAAGAGCUGGGAUGCAGAACUCAAUGGAGUGUGAAUCAUUUCAAACCUCAUUUCUCGAAACGGAAAAAUGUGAAAACUGUGAUGUAACGUGUUUUAAGUAGUUCAGACGAGGACAUGUGGACGAUUGAGUCACAUCAUCUCUUCUUUGGGAUGUUUGGGAUCCAAUCAGAGCACUUUCUCUCAACUGUCCAACACUUUAGGUUAUCCUUUGUCGACUCUUUUACUACAGAGCGACUUCUUCUGCUAGUUUUCGAAUUUUCAAUCUUGGCCCAGUAGUCUACCUACGUGUCCCAUGCAUCAAGCCUCUUCUCUCUAAACAAAUCCAAUCAAAUCCAGGAAAUAUAGCAACAAAAAGUCACAUUUUGAUUCAUCAGUCCACCUGAAGUGGGGUCAGGCCCCAGAGAUGUCGACAGCAUUUCUAGAUCAUGUUUAUUCAAAGUUUCCUCUUUGCAUGAAACAGUUGAGUUUCAAUCCCAGACAAGGGUUUUAAACCCAUGUGGUGAUUUCCACUACAGAGUCCUGCUCUGCUUUUUUAAGAAGUGGCAUCUGAGAGCACAACAUUUUAGCCUGUUUUCAAUAUAACACAAUAGAUAAAGCCGUCAAAUUCUGAACAUUAUCCUGGAGUUGUUGAGUAAUUACUCCCAUCUUCCUUCUGAGAGACUCAGCCGAUCUGAAAUGCCGUUUUUAUUCCCAGUUUUGAUACAAACUUGUUGCAAAUUUAGGCGGUUAGUUGAGAGAUGUUUCCCUGAGUGUUUUUUCUCGAACCACUCCUUCAGGGUUUUGUUGCUCCUGUCCCUGUUUUUAAACAUGUUGCUUGCUAUCAUGAGCUUUUCACAAAACAUGUUUCGACACUUGGUUUUCUGCGCUUUGUCAUUAAAGCUCCUGUGAGGAACUUCUUGGUUUAAGUCAACUGUGGACAAAGCUGUCUUAACUUAUCUUGCCUAUAGCAUGUUAAAGGGAUAUUCCAGCGUAGAAUUAAGUUAGGGUCAAACACACCGUAACACCGAGUUGGACACCCCCUACAGAGAUGAAUGUUGCCGACCGCUUACUUCUCUAGUUAUACCAACUUUAGUAACGACCGCACAAUAGCAAAACACAGCGGUCUGAGGAGCCAUAAACUAACCUCAACAAAAACGCCACUCUAUAGCCACUAUAGCGAGACCUUGACCAGUCCAUUACGGACUACAGCGGAGUUUCGCAGCUCAAGGAAGAACAUUUAUGAUCAUUUUCUUCAUGGAAAUACAAUCAGACCGAGAUGCUAAGGCAGAAGAACUACCGCGUCUGCAGUGCAAAAUGAUUAAUCUGAUGAUUAUUACUUAUUAUCAUAAAUGUUCUUCCUUGAGCUGUGAAACUCCGCUGUAGUCUGUAAUGGACUGGCCUGAGGUCUCGCUACAAACAAGUGGCUGCUGGAAGAGAGUAGGUGAGUUGUGUUUAGUCUCUUUGCUAAAGAAAUGAGUCAAAGUUAAAAAGAUGUUUGGUGGCUAGUACUAUGGCUAGGACUCUAUAUGUCCUGUUGAUGAAGUUAGGUGCUGUUCUGAGCAUUAUUUGUGGCGUUUUGGUUGAGGUUUGUUUAUGGCUCCUCAGACCGCUGUGUAUUGCUAUCGUGCGGUCGUUACUAAAGUUGGUAUAACUAGAGAAGCAAGCGGUCGUCAACAUUCAUCUCUCGACGGGGUGUCUAACUCGAUGUUACGGUGUGUUUGACCCUAAAUUAAUGUUACGCCAGAAUAUCCCUUUAAAUUUAAAUUGAAUGUCAUAAAUAGGUGUCAAUAUGAAUAUAAGGCUAUUCCAUACGUCAAAAAACUCCUUAUAGGAGCUUUAAACUCAAAUGUUUUAUGUUCAAGACCCUCCAAACAGCUAAAACAAUCAUGUAUGUGACUUAAAACAGACGACGCCUCCUCCCCGCUGUAAGAAAACUGUAGUACCUGUCUGUCUCUAUCUCUCAGGUUUAAAUGAAUCUGCUUUGUAAACACACACACAUAUAUAUACACACACACACACACACUUUCUCAAUCUCCUUAUCCAGCAAACAGAAUAUGACAGAUUGGCAAACAGACUGCGCUGGGAACAGAUUGACAGACAGACGGACACACGCAGCAUAAACAGAUAGGGCAAACACACAGACAGCGAUCCGUGCAUAUUCGACAACAGAGGGAGGAUUGACGCCGGUGCCCACGGACACACACACACACACACACACACACACACUCACACACACUGUGGCGCAUUUUAAAAAAAUCACUGUUUCUUUUUUCUCUCUAAGAAUCAGUCUCCAUCUACGGCGGUGUAA